AUGGCACAAUAUACAGGGUUUGAUGACACAUGCGACUCCUCCGCUUUGUUGGGAUUAAUCAUCAGCAUUGACAAGUUCCCUGUAGUUGUAAAGUCAGAUGCUGAAAAUGUACGAAGAAAUAUAAGAAAUCCAUGGGCUCAUUGUGAUUUCACUGAGUGGGAUGCUUUAAAGUAUGCAGAUUCAUUCCAGCUGAUGGAGAACCUAGUCAAGAACCUCUGUUUCAGUUCAACGGAAGAACUUCAAAUCAAAGGGAAUAUGGAAAAAUGGAAAUUAAGUGGUCAACAAUUUUUGAGUGGUACAACUCUUGGACUUGAAUUAGUCAAUGAUAUUCGUCAAGAAACUCACGUUUUAGCUGAGUACACAAAACUGGUAGCAAUAGAAACAGACGAGAAUUGUAUGAUAAUCACGAACGUACUAGAGAGUUUCGAUAUCAUCCUUAAUAGAUUAACUCAAUUAGAGAAAGACGUGGAGACCAGAUUUUCGGAAAUAAACGAAAGGUUGUUGGCUAAUGAGGAAAAGAAAAAUACACUAUUAGAUUCCCAGAAGUGCGAGAUUGAGUUUUGGAAAGAACAAGAAGAUAUUUUUGUUGAUACACCUGCAGUAAAAUCGAUUUUGAAGAUCCUUGAAAGAGAACAUAUUGUCUUAAUAGUAGGAGAACCAGGUAUCGGUAAGAGCAUGUUGUUGCAUCAUAUCGCUUUGAAACUACAGAUGACGAUGGAUUAUAAUAUAAUUCCGUGUACUGGUGUGCAAGAUAUACUGCAACAAUAUAAAGAGGACACAAGACAGGUGUUUGUUCUUGACGACCCGUGUGGACGAUUCACAGUUAGUAUGUCUGUUGAACAGUGGAUGAUCAAUGAAGACAAGUUAAGAAGAAUUCUGAAAAAGGGCUGUACAAAAGUAAUAGCAACUUGUCGAUUAGAUAUUUACAAUGAUGAAAUAUUUCAAGAAUCAUGCCCUGUUUUGAAAUCGAAUAUCUUUAAUCUAUCUGUAGAAUAUUCAAGGGGGGACAGAUUAACAAUCUGCCGAAAUUAUUUAUCCGAAGCUAAUAUUCAGCUGUUGAAAGAUCAAAAUGUAGAUUUUACACCUCUGAUGUGUUAUCUUUAUUCAAAAAACGAAAAUUCCAAUCUGACCGAUUUUUUAGAAUGUCCUUUCGAAACAUACAAAACGGAAUGGAACAAGUUGAAAGCAGUUGAUCCAUACAAAUAUUGCUCACUAUUUUUAUGCAUUAUUUAUAAUGGCAUACUGAAAGAAUCGUUAUUUGAUAUGUACAAUGAAAAUAAUACCAAAAACAGAUCAGUUUUGGAAAACAUUUUUGAAACCUGCGGAAUCAAUCGAGGUACAUCUAGAAGUAAAAUUCAGACAGUUUUUGACAGCAUGAUUGGAACUUACGUCCAGAAAACAGGAAACGAGUAUAGGGUCAUUCAUGACCAAAUGUUUGAUUUUUUGUGUUGUUAUUUUGGUAACAAAGAUGAAACGGUCAAAUGUAUAUUGCGUUAUUCAGACAUCCGAGUUUUCAAUCAACGAACAAUUUUAUAUUCUAUCAAUGAACAACAGCGAAAGUAUUCUAUAUUAAUAUCAAAGAAGAAUGAAAGAGAAUAUUUUGAGAGAGUUAAAAGCGAUGUACAACUGGGAAAGAUGAACCAAUGUUUCUAUAACACACAAAUGAAGUAUGUAGUAUACAGAACGUUAUUCAUAAACACACUAAAAUCAAUGGACGACAAGAUAUUUAGUGAACAGAUCAAUCGGAGACCAAAAACUCGACAUAGCAUUAAACAUGGAUAUGAUUCAGUUGCAACAAUGGAAUGCGAAUAUUGUUCAUAUGAUUCUGAUUCUGAGGAUGUUUGUGGUUACGAUGAUCAUGAGGAAAGAGGAUAUCCAGAAGGACCUUUCAUAGAAUCAUGCUUACAAAGAUAUUAUGAUAUAUUUCAAUACUUUAUUUCUAAAUCUGCUGAUAUUCACAAAUACGGUUCAAUCUAUACACCUCUGACUGCUGCCUGUAAGGGAGGAAAUGAGAAGAUAGUACAGUUACUUUUAGACAAAGGAUGUAAUGUUAACUUGGUCGAUGGUAAGAAACAGACACCUCUGACAGCUGCUUGUAGUGGCGGAAAUGAAAAGAUAGUACAGUUACUUAUUGACAAAGGAUGUGAUGUUGAUGGUAUGAAAACGACACCUCUCAAAGCUGUUUGUAGUGGAAAUAAGAAGAAACUCGAACGUAAUGAAUUAGGAGUAUCUAAAUGCACAAUAUUAUGGCCAAUUGAUACACCCCUGCAGAUUGCAUGUGAGGAAGGCAAUGAAAAGAUAGUAAAGUUACUCAUAGACCAAGGAGUUGAUGUUAACCAGGUUGAUUAUCAUUAUAGGACACCUCUUCAAAUUGCUUCUAAGGGAGGAAAAGAUAAGAUAGCACAGUUACUUAUAGACAAUGGAAGUGAUGUUAACCAGAAAUGCGGUUUUGAGUGGACACAUAUGACAGCUGCUUGUAGGGGAGGAAAUAAAAAGAUAGUGCAGUUACUUAUAGAAAAAGGAUGUAAAGUUAACCAGGUUGACGAUGACGGUCAGACACCUCUGACAGCUGCUUGUAGUGAAGGACGUGAGGAGAUAGUACGCUUACUUAUUGAACAAGGAAGUGAUGUUAACCAGAAUAAUGGUAAUAAUAUGACACCUCUGACAGUUGCGUGUAGUGGAGAAAAUGAUAAGAUAGUACAGAUACUAAUAGACAAAGGAAAAGAUGUUAACCAUGUUGAUGGACGGGGGCAGACACUUCUGACAUCUGCUUGUAAUGGAGGGAAUGAGAAGAUAGUACAGUUACUUAUAGACAUAGGAUGUGAUGUUAAUCAGGUUCAUGAUUUGGACAAAACACCUUUAAUAGCUGCUUGUUUCAAAGGAAAUGAGAACAUUGUACACCUACUUAUAGACAAAGGAAUUGAUGUCAACUAUGUAAACGGUAUGCAGGAGACACCUCUGACUGCUGCUUGUAGAAAAGGAAAUGAGACCUUAGUACAAUUACUUAUAGACAGAGGAAGUGAUGUUAACCAGGUUAUUAGAGGGUGGCGCACACCUCUGACUGAGGCUUGUAUGAAUGGAAAUGAGAAGAUAGUACAAUUACUUAUAGACAAAGGAAGUGAUGUUAACCUGAUGAAUGGUCAGAAAUAUACACCUCUGACUUUUAGUGCUGGUUGUUUGAUAAUAAAUGAGAAGAUAGUACAAUUACUUAUAGACAACGGAAGUGAUGUUAACCUGAUGGAUGGUAGGAAAGAGACACCUCUGACUGCUGCGUGUACAGAUGGAAAAGAGAAGACAGUACAGCUACUUAUAGACAAAGGAAGUAAUGUCAACUAUGUACAUGGUAUGGAACAGUCACCUCUGACUGCAGCUUGUAGUGAAGGAAAUAUGAAGAUAGUACAGUUACUUAUAGACAAGGGAAGUAAUGUUAACAAGGGUGGUGAUAACGGAGAGACACCUCUGACAAUUUCUUGUAAGAGGGGCAAUGAACAUAUAGUACAAUUACUUCUCGACAAUGGAGGUGAGGUAAACCAGGUAGAUGGUAUGAAAGAGACACCUCUGACAGUUGCUUGUAGUGGAUACAGAGGCUCAUAUUUUGUAGACAGGGGAAAUGAGAAGAUAGUACAGUUACUUCUUGACAAGGGAAGUGAUGUUAACAAGGCUGGUGCUAACGGAGGGACACCUCUGACAAUUUCUUGUGAGAAUGGAAAUGAACAGAUAGUACAGUUACUUAUAGACAAAGGAAGUAAUGUUAACCUGAUUAAUGGUAUGAAACAGACACCUCUGAUUGCUGCGUGUAGAGAAGGAAAUGAGAAGAUAGUCCAGUUACUUAUAGACAAAGGAAGUGAUGUUAACAUAAUGAAUGGUAUGAAAGAGACACCUCUGACAGUUGCUUGUAGUGGAUACAGAGGCUCAUAUUUUGUAGACAGGGGAAAUGAGAAGAUAGUACAGUUACUUCUUGACAAGGGAAGUGAUGUUAACAAGGCUGGUGCUAACGGAGAGACACCUCUGACAAUUUCUUGUAAGAGGGGCAAUGAACAUAUAGUACAAUUACUUCUCGACAAUGGAGGUGAGGUAAACCAGGUAGAUGGUAUGAAAAAGACACCUCUGACAGUUGCUUGUAGUCUUGGAAAUGAGAAAAUAGUACAGUUCCUAAUAGACAAGGAUUGUCAGGUUAACCAGGUUGAUGGUAAUGGUCAGACACCUCUGAUAACUGCUUGUAGAAGAGGGAAUGAGAAGAUAGUACAAUUACUUUUAGACAAGGGAAGUGAUCUAAACAAGGCUGGUGCAAAUGGACGGACACCUCUGACAAGUUCGUGUACGAGAAGAAAAGCACAGAUAGGACAGUUACUUCUAGACAAGGGAAGUGAUGUUCACCUGGUGGAUGGUAUAAAACAAACACCUUUGACAGCUGCAUGUAGUAGAGGAAAUGCACAUAAAGUGCAGUUACUUUUAGACAAAGGAUGUGAUGUUAACUGUUUGGAUGGUAUGGAACAGACAGCCCUGACUGCUGCUUGUUGUAAAGGAAAUGAGAAUAUAGUACAGUUACUUGUAGACAAAGGGUGUCAGGUUAACCAGGUUGAUGGUAAUGGUCAGACACCUCUGAUAACUGCUUGUAGUAGAGGGAAUAAGAAGAUAGUACAAUUACUUUUAGACAAAGGAAGUAAUGUUUACUACGUGGAUGAUAACGGACAGACACCUAUGUCAGCAGCGUGUAGUGAAGGACAUGAGGAGAUUGUACAGUUUCUUAUAGACGAAGGAAUCGAGGUCGACCAGGUUGAUGGAACUGGGCAGGCACCCCAGACUCCAAUUUGUAUUGAAGGACAUGAGGAGAUAGAAGAAUUUCCUAUAAGCAAAUAA
Messenger RNA from Mytilus trossulus (common blue mussel), 4860 nucleotides. RefSeq names its product serine/threonine-protein phosphatase 6 regulatory ankyrin repeat subunit B-like. Gene Ontology annotation, cellular component: ciliary inversin compartment. NCBI's taxonomy places the organism in Eukaryota, Metazoa, Mollusca, Bivalvia, Mytilida, Mytilidae. The coding region runs from base 1 to 4860 and encodes 1619 amino acids. Gene Ontology annotation, biological process: protein localization to ciliary inversin compartment. The record is from RefSeq and is a predicted model, not a curated record. The transcript has 5 exons. Gene Ontology annotation, molecular function: ATP hydrolysis activity; protein binding.